Terrapene triunguis (Three-toed box turtle) is the source of this 551-nucleotide messenger RNA. Its product is annotated as thymidine phosphorylase-like. The record is from RefSeq and is a predicted model, not a curated record. Lineage: Eukaryota; Metazoa; Chordata; Testudines; Emydidae. Gene Ontology annotation, molecular function: 1,4-alpha-oligoglucan phosphorylase activity. Gene Ontology annotation, cellular component: cytosol. The annotation marks the transcript as partial. The transcript is spliced from 4 exons. Gene Ontology annotation, biological process: pyrimidine nucleobase metabolic process.
GGGCCAUGCUGAUGGCCAUCCGGCUGCGGGGCAUGGAUCCGGACGAGACGCUGGCUCUGACCCAGGAGAUGGCGGUGUCGGGAAGGGUCCUGGAGUGGCCCGACAGCUGGCAGAGGCUCCUGGUCGACAAACAUUCCACGGGGGGCGUGGGAGACAAGGUCAGCCUGCCCCUGGCCCCGGCCCUGGCUGCCUGCGGCUGUAAGGUGCCCAUGAUCAGUGGCCGGGGACUGGGCCAUACCGGGGGCACGCUGGACAAGUUGGAGUCCGUGCCAGGGUUCAACGUCUCUCAGAGCCCCGAGCAGAUGAGGUGCAUCCUGGAACAGGUGGGGUGCUGCAUCGUGGGGCAAAGCGAGGAGCUGGUCCCGGCGGACAAGGUGCUCUACGCCCUGCGGGAUGUCACGGCCACCGUCGACAGCCUGCCCCUCAUCACAGCUUCCAUUCUGAGCAAGAAGGCAGCAGAGAAGGUCUCGGCCCUGGUGCUGGACGUGAAGUUCGGCAGCGCUGCCCUCUACACCAGUCUGGACAGCGCCCGGACCCUGGCCCAGAGCCUG